Coniophora puteana RWD-64-598 SS2 is the source of this 657-nucleotide messenger RNA. RefSeq lists its product as uncharacterized. Bases 1 to 657 code for a protein of 218 amino acids. The transcript has 3 exons. NCBI's taxonomy places the organism in Eukaryota, Fungi, Basidiomycota, Agaricomycetes, Boletales, Coniophoraceae. The record is from RefSeq and is a predicted model, not a curated record.
AUGAGCUCUCACUCGCCUGUAUACGAUCCUUACCUCUUUGAUAUCAACCAAGAGCCAUCGCAUGAACAGCAGGUCGUUCAUAGGCAGGCGCAACGUAGACAUAUUAACGAGUGGAAGAGCAUGCAGCACAACGCAGUCAUAGUCACAGGAACAGAUAUCUUCAUUCCACAAAAGAUCUACAAGCCUCAUACCGUUGCUGACCAACGUCGAUAUAUCGAGGAGGCUGAACUCAUGAGAUGCGUUACUUUUGAGAAUCAGCAUCCCCAGGAGAGCGGUGUGCCUCUCAUCGACGCACUCCGAUCGAGCUGCAAGCACCUCGUCAACAAGGAAGAUGCGAUGUUUGAUGGCGCGGGUCCGUCUGUGUCGAUCCGCAUCCAGUGGCCUGGCUAUGCCUCCUGGACGCGUCAGAUCCCCACCAAGGACUUCCGCACCCCGAAGCAACCCAUCACUCGGGAGAAGCUCGCGAAGAACAUUGCGAACUGCGUCAAGCGAUUCAUCGAGGCGAUGGAGAAGAAGCCGAUGGAGGAUGACGAGGACCCGAAAUGGCGGGUUCAUAGCAGGAAUGGCAUCAGGCUUGAGGAUCUGAUCCUCGUCAGCCUCCAUCAUGUCAGCCAGGGCAGCUGGCAGCCUCAGCUGAGGUUGCGUCGCCCUCUCUGA